Fonsecaea pedrosoi CBS 271.37 is the source of this 1326-nucleotide messenger RNA. RefSeq lists its product as uncharacterized. The record is from RefSeq and is a predicted model, not a curated record. Gene Ontology annotation, biological process: 3-(3-hydroxy)phenylpropionate catabolic process. The transcript has 3 exons. NCBI's taxonomy places the organism in Eukaryota, Fungi, Ascomycota, Eurotiomycetes, Chaetothyriales, Herpotrichiellaceae. The coding region runs from base 1 to 1326 and encodes 441 amino acids. Gene Ontology annotation, molecular function: FAD binding; 3-(3-hydroxyphenyl)propionate hydroxylase activity.
AUGUCGUCAACGUCCAAACCAUGGGCGUUAAUCGUCGGGGCGGGCCCGUCAGGUCUCCUUCUAGGCCUGAUGCUCGCAAAGAAAGGCAUCCCCGUCCACCUCAUCGACAUGUCCGUCAAACUGGACGAACAACCGCGCGCAACGCACUAUGGGUCCCCAGCGAUGUACGAGCUGCGCCGGGCCGGGAUCGUCGACGACCUCCGCGCCCAGGGGUUCAUGCCGGACGGGGUCUGCUGGCGGAAACUCGACGGCACGUACCUGGCGGGCUUGAAGAUGGGAGUCGAGGACGACCCGGACCGCAUGGUCUGCCUACCGCUGAACCGGCUGGGGAAGAUCCUCAUGGACCACAUCGGUCGGCAGCCCACGGCGACGGUGUCGUGGGGCCACAAAGUCGUGUCGGUCGGGCAGGACGAUCAGCGGGCCUGGGUCGUGUGCAAGACGCCCGAAGGCGAGAAGCGCCUCGAGGCCGAGUACAUCAUCGGGUGCGACGGGGCGAACAGUCAGGUGAGACGGUCCUUGUUCGGGGACAAGGAGUUCCCGGGCAAGACGUGGGACGAGCAGAUUGUCGCUACCAAUACAUACUACGACUUUGACAAGUUCGGCUGGCUCGACUCAAACUUCAUCAUCGACCCGGAACACUGGUACAUGGCUGCCAAAAUCGGCAAGGACGGCCUCUACCGCGUCACGUACGGCGAGAAGCCGGGCCUCACCAACGACCAGCUCCGCGAGAGACAGCCGUGGAAGUUUGAGGCGAUGCUGCCCGGGCAUCCGAAACCAGAUGAAUACCGGAUCGUCAACUUUAGCCCGUACCGCAUCCACCAGCGACUCGCGCCGAGUAUGCGCGUCGGGCGAUUCUGUCUGGCCGCGGACGCUGCGCACUUAUGCAACCCCUUCGGCGGGAUGGGCCUGACGGGCGGCAUCGUCGACAUCGGCGGCCUGUACGACUGCCUCGCCGGCAUCUACGCGGGUCUCGCCGACGAGUCGAUCCUGGACAAAUACUCGGAGAUUCGGCGCCAAAAGUACAACGAAGUCGUGAACCCCAUCUCGAGCGCCAACAUAGUACGCCUGUUCGGCCAGGAUCCCGACAAGGCGCUGGAGAACGACGAGUUUCUGAAAAUGUGUCAGCGCGCAGAGGCCGACGAGGAGUUUGCAAAGGUGUUCCGCAGCGGUGCGGAUGUACUGAAGCACGAUUUUACACAGUAUUAUCGCAAGGCGUCGACGAAUGGAGAUGUCGAGGGUGGUGGUGGCGGCGCGAAUGGACAUGUAGAUCUGGACAAGGACUUGGCCAGUUCAGUGAAAGUGGCGGCUGCAGGGGUGACAGAUUGA